AGUCUAUUGUGAAUGGUCCGUAUUAUCAUACACGUGAAUGACAAACUAGUUCUGUCAAAGAAUUUAACCAAAAAUAACACUCCGAGAGGUUAAACUACCACAAAUCCGUCAGCGAUCAAUUGUUUACUCGCAAAUUCUAACUGCCCAAAAAUGAGGAACCUCGAAUUGCUCUACAACCGAACGUUAACAUUACCAAUAGCUUCAACGGUUCGUUUCGCAUUAAAUACCAACGAAAAUGGUGUGGCCUACGUUGCAACAAACACCGAAUUGUAUCGAUGCAAUCUACAAACGAGUGAUGUCAAACAAAUUCAUGCCACCGACGACCAAAUUAUCGGAAUGGAAUAUCUGUCGCUGAAUGACGAGAUAUGUAUCGCAACUAGUCAGGGUGACGUUAGCAUAUUCAAUCUCCGUCUGGAAACGUGUGAAAAUGUUACGUUCUGCGAUGGUGGCAUCGAACAAAUGAGCUGGAGUCCCGAUCAAGAAAUCGUUGCGUUCGUCACUCAAUCGAAACAGCUGGUGGUCAUGAACAGUAUGUACGAUCCCAUAUCCGAGGGUGCACUGGAUGAGCAAUGUUUCGGUGUUAAUGAGUUUGUCAACGUUGGUUGGGGCAAAAAGGAGACACAGUUUCACGGUACGGAAGGAAAGGAAGCGGCCAAGAAGACGACUGACGUUGGUGUUUCGUUGGAUGUGGGAAAAAUCGACAAAACCAUUAGCAUUGUGUGGCGCGGUGACUGUGAAUAUUUUGCAGUUAGCUUUGUCGGCGAACAGGGACGGAUGUUCAAGGUGUUCGAUAAGGAGGGAGCGCUGCAAUUUACAUCCGAAAAAUGUAGUGGAUUGGAGGCACCGGUUUUCUGGCGUCCGUCUGGAUCAUGGAUAGCAAUGCCGCAAAUUUUACCGAACAAGUAUGCAAUCGCGUUGUUCGAGAAGAAUGGGCUAAGGCAUCGGGAGAUUAUUUUACCAUUCAAAGCCAACGAGGAACCAAUAAAGAAAUUGUCCUGGAGCAGCGACUCUGACGUACUAGCUGUGGAGACAUUCAAUCAUUCUGCUCAAAAAUGCUUCAUUUACCUGUACACGAUCUGCAAUUACCAUUGGUACAUGAAGCAAUGUCUGCAGUUCGACAGAUCCGUAGUGGAUUUCGUUUGGGAUGCUAAAUUUUCAGAAGGGAAGUCGUUGAAUGUUCUUCUCGAUGAUGGCACGUACAACAUUUAUCGAUGGGAGUUUUCUGUGAAUCACACAAACGGUCAGAGUACCAAAGAUCCGGCUGUUGUUUCCGUAAUCGAUGGAUCGAAAGUCCUGCUAACAGAUUUCCGUCAAGCAGUCGUUCCUCCACCCAUGUGCACCACAACGAUUGACUCAAAAAAUCCUAUCAAUUUCGUUGGAUUCCUCACAUAUGGUGCGGUUCAUGACCAGUCCAGCCUAUUUUCGAUCGAUUCACUUGGAACAUUGACCACAUAUAGCAUCCAGAAGGAAGGUAAAUUGGAAGUGGUGCGUUCGAACGAAAUCAGUACGGAAGUGAAUGGACGAGUUCCAUUGCUGGUUCACCAUUGGGUGUGGUUGAAUGACGACACAUUCAUCGCUACUCAGAAUGUGGAUUCUACCGAAUCGAAUGUCUUAGUUUACAAGACAGCUGAAGGGAAGCUGGAGCAGCGUCAUUCCUUGAAAAUGAGUGACAAUGUCAUCAACAUUAUAGCCUCUAGUAAUGAUAGUGUGGUUGUACAAGUCAGAUCCGGAUCGGUGUAUGAAUUAAAAGUCAUGGACGACGGAUCAUUGGAACAAACUGCUGAGCUGUUCAAACUACCGGAGUUCUGCGAAAAGGCUUUGAUUUAUCGGAAUGACAAGACGUUGGACGUUUAUUCACUCAAAUCGAAGCAAAGUCUGUUCUGCAACGAUCGUAAAAUCGCAUCCGACGUCACCUCAAUAUUUAUGACCGAACGAUAUUUGGGUUUCACCACACUGGACCAACUAAAGUUUGUCCGGCUGGCUGACCGUGAAAUCGUCAGCGAUCGACGAAUGGAACGUGGCGGAAAAUUGGUAACUGUGUUACCGAAAGGAUCUCGUACAAUUCUGCAGAUGCCGCGCGGUAAUCUGGAAGCUAUUCAACCGCGAGUUCUGUCACUUUGCAUAAUUGGUGAACUAUUGGACGUCAGUGAAUACAAGAAGGCGUUUGACAUACUGCGGACACAACGAAUCAAUUUGAACAUUUUGGUCGAUCAUAAUCCAACGAAAUUUUGCGGUGAAAUUGAACUGUUCAUCGACAGUAUCGAUAACUCGCAGUGGCUGAGUUUGUUCUUAUUCGAUUUGCAAGAUGCUGAUGUUACAGAAACUAUGUACAGCAGUAAUUACACCGCGACCGGUACGGUCAGCAAAGACAAAUCGUUUUUCGAUAACAAAAUUAAGAUAAUUUGCGGUCUCGUCUGUGACGCGUUAAGCGCUAAAAAAUCGUCAGAAUCAAAAUUCAUUCUGCCCACCAUCACGGCUUAUGUGAAACAAAAUCAGUUCGAGUCAGCUCUGACGGUAAUUAGUGACUUGAGGAAGCAAAGUCAAUCGAAUAAUUCCAACGGCAAAACUGACGGUAAGGACAUUGACGCUCAAGCAGCUCUAAAGUAUUUACUGUAUUUGGUCGACGUGAAUCAACUGUACGACGUGGCUUUGGGCAUGUACGAUUUUGAUUUGGUGUUGUUUGUCGCAGCCAAAUCGCAAAAGGAUCCGAAGGAGUAUCUGCCAUUCUUGAACGAACUGAAACAACUGGACGAAUCGUAUCGGAAAUUCCGAAUUGAUUCACACUUGAAACGUUACCACAAAGCGUUGCGACACAUUGUCACCUGCGGCGAGGACAGAUUCGACGAAUGCUUGCAAAUGGUCAACAGUCAAAAUUUGCAUGCUGAAGCGAUGCGCUUGUAUGAAGGACAACCGGAGUGCUAUCGAAAGAUUACGCAAGAAUAUGCGGAAAUAUUGAGAACAUCGGGCAAGGCACGAGAUGCGUGUUUAAUGUAUGAACGUUGCGGAGACUUCCAACAGGCGAUGCUCAGUGCUAAGCAUAUCUUAGACUGGGAGAAAUGUUUAACUUUGGCGAAACAGGCAGACCUGACGGAGAGUAAUGUGAAUCAGUUGAUAGCGUCGUUGAUCCCAGCUUUGAAGGAAAGUGGAAACUAUUCAGAUGCAGCAUACCUCGCACACAGUCAUUUGAAUGACAUAGACCUUUCCAUCCAAAUUCUGUGUGACGGAAGACUGUAUCCUAAGGCAUUGUACAUCGCUCGACUACAUCAAGAACAUUCGAUUGACGCAACCAUUAAGCCACAUCUGAAACAGUACGCUCUUCACUUGACACAAACCGUUCAAACCGAUUCCGACAAAUUUGUGCAACAAAAAUCUCGCCUCGCAACGGUUCGGACCGAGAAAUUGAAACGGAAACUGGAAAACGAUUGCGAAGACAUCGAUGACAAUGACAUGUUUUCGGACACCAGCAGCAUGAAUUCGUCCCGCUUCUCGAACAGUUCACGCGGAACGGCCAAAACUCAUCGGUCCAGUAAAAAUCGCCGGAAACACGAGCGAAAGCUACUCAAUCUGAAAGAGGGCAAUCCGUUCGAAGACAUUGCACUGAUCGACGCCCUGCACAAUUUGGCGGUGAGUACAUUCGAACAGCAAAAGUCAAUACGCAUCGUAUGCCGGACGUUGGUGGACCAAGGAAUGGAUGAAGAAGGUAUCGAAUUGCAGCGCGUAUUCGGCAAGGCUUUGUCGAUCAUCCGAGAUUCGUUGGAUGAAAUUUGGAUCGCUGAGAUGAUAACACCGGGACAAAUUGUCAACGAUGGAACCGUCGACUAUGAGACGUUGCAAGACAAUCAACACUACUCACUGAUAAAUCUCCAUCAACGAUUCAAACCGCAACUGAAAUCGAUCGACUGGGAACUGGAUAUCCUUCGUGUAAAAUGAAACGCUAAAAUCGAAAUAAAAAUGGAAUUUUAUUGC
Messenger RNA from Bradysia coprophila, 3966 nucleotides. RefSeq names its product elongator complex protein 1 (gene Elp1). Gene Ontology annotation, molecular function: protein binding; tRNA binding. The record is from RefSeq and is a predicted model, not a curated record. Lineage: Eukaryota; Metazoa; Arthropoda; Insecta; Diptera; Sciaridae. Gene Ontology annotation, cellular component: elongator holoenzyme complex; cytosol. Gene Ontology annotation, biological process: tRNA wobble base 5-methoxycarbonylmethyl-2-thiouridinylation.